This is a messenger RNA of Columba livia (rock pigeon), 1306 nucleotides long. Its product is annotated as tetraspanin-31-like. The record is from RefSeq and is a predicted model, not a curated record. Gene Ontology annotation, cellular component: plasma membrane. The transcript has 6 exons. NCBI's taxonomy places the organism in Eukaryota, Metazoa, Chordata, Aves, Columbiformes, Columbidae. Bases 101 to 910 code for a protein of 269 amino acids.
CCGGGCGGGGGGGUACAAAGCUCCCGGGGUUGCUCGCUCCUCCUUCCACUUCCGCCAUGUGCGCAUCCCCCGGGCGGCGGCCUCAAAACGCGCGCCGCGCAUGCGCCGGCCUCUCGGUGAGCACUUCCGCCCGGCCUUGCCCGGACAGAAGGAGAGCGUCGGCGCGGAAGGGGCGUGUCGGGCGUGUCGCGCAGGCGCAGUGCGGCGCUCGGGAGCGGGGCCGGGAUUUAAAGGGGCCGGAGGCGGGUGGGGCCGCGCUGCCCCCCCCGGGACCCCCGCCAUGGUGUGCGGCGGCUUCGCCUGCUCCCGCAACGCCCUCUGCGCCCUCAACGUGGUCUAUGUGCUGGUGGCGCUGCUGCUGAUCGCCGUGGCCGCGUGGGGCCGGGGCGCGGGGGUGCCGGGGGUGCCGCUCACCGGCGGCGCCAUCGCCGUGGGGGUCGUGCUGCUGCUGCUGGCGCUGCUGGGGCUGCUGGGGGCGGCGCGCCACCACCAGGUCCUGCUCUUCUUCUACAUGAUCAUCCUGGGGCUGGUGUUCCUGGUGCAGUUCGGGGUCUCCUGCUCCUGUUUGGCCAUCGACCGCAGCCGCCAGGAGCAGCUGUUCAGCUCGGCCUGGCACAUCCUGAGCAACGAGACGCGCGCGGAGCUGGAGCGGCGCCUGGACUGCUGCGGGCUGCGCAACCGCAGCGCCCCCCCCGCCGAGCUGCCCCCCUGCCCCGCCGGCUGCAGGAGCGUCCCCGGCGCGCGCUGCCCGACCUGCGGCGACAAGAUGCUGCGGCACUCGGACGAGGCGCUGAAGAUCCUGGGGGGGGUCGGCUUGUUCUUCAGCUUCACCGAGAUCCUGGGGGUCUGGUUGGCCAUGCGCUACCGCAACCAGAAGGACCCGCGCGCCAACCCCAGCGCCUUCCUAUAGCGGGGGGGUCACUGCCCUCCUGGGCGGGGGGGUCCUGUCCCUCCUGGGGGAUCCUGUCCAUUUUUGGGGGUGCGGGACCCCCCCGCCACGUCCCCCAGCAGCUGAUUGGCCACCUCCCCCCCCCCCCGCCAGCCGCAUGAAGCCUCUGGGGGCCGUGGCAGCGCCCGGGGGGGUCCCGGCCACCCCCGCACUGGGGGGGACACAGUGACCCCCCCAGCCACCCCCUCCCCCCCAGCCCCAUCCACCCCCCCAAACUGGUUAUUUAUGCAGCAGGAGGGGCCCAGCCCCCCCACGCCAGCGCUGCCGGGGGGGUCAGGGUGGCAUGUUGUGUCCCCCCCCCGCUGUCACCAAAGGGAUGUCACUGUGUCCCCCCCUCAAAUAAACAGCUGACAGUGA